CUCUCCAUCCAUCUAAUUCAACAACCAAACAUGUGGUCCCCAAUCCUCCUGCUCACCACUGCCUCAGCAGCCGGAGCCUCAGCCAGAACACUAGGCCCACGCACCGUCGAAGGAGGUCCAUGCGACUGCACCGGACUUUCCAACUGCUUCAACCAAAACGCCUACGGCUGCGUCCGCCUCUUUGAAACCGCCGGACAAAACUGCGUCAAGCAAACCCCAUACUUCCCAUUCUGUGUAUCGCAAUGCGGUGGAUCUAGUUUCGUUUAUCAAAAAGCAAAUUCCGACGACACCCAAUGCGUCUGCUCGGAAUAUGACGCUCGGGCUUCAUAUCAACAAUGCGGGUUCUCUCCCCCUCCCUCUAACACCCCCGUGACUCCACCUUACAUCACAGGCUCGCCUUGCGCGAGUUACUUUCUGCAGGAAUGCCAGACGGAGGGGGCUUGGGGGUGCAUUUCUUCCGAUGCAAGAUACUGUGUGGAUCAAACGAAGAAUUGUGAUACGAUUUGUGGGGGGCAGGGGUAUACAUAUGCGUAUCAGAAACAUAGCUCGACGGAUACGAGACCCGGGGUCAUCAUCCCAUCCAUCAUAGUCGUCCGCAUGAUGCCAGGCCAGGACGAGGAUCUUUUGGCGCGUCUGAAUGCACUCAAGCCAUCUUCGGUCGAGUUGGAACCGGAAUCCAGCCCCAUCGAUGUUCAGACAAGCACACCACAGACGCGGGAGGACAAAUUGGCAAGGCGUCUCAAACAGUUGCGCGAUGGCAAUCUUCCCGCUCCAGAAAAUGUGCUGAGCCCUGUUCCGUCCGCCUCAACACCCCGUCCAGACCCGGUGACGGCUCUAACAAGUGACACUCGCGAUCAAGUGACUUCAGAGCGAGAUGCCAUCCGCAACUGGCAGCAGCAGUCGGAAGACGGGCAGACGUUGGACGAACUCCUUGCCGAACUGGGACGGAGCGAAGGCGGAAAACUUGCCUGGCUCGACCCGGAAGAUCCCAAACACAUUGAUUCCUUGCUGAGAGAGGCGAACGACGCACUGCCCGAUCCGUCAGAAGCCAAGCCGAGCAGCUCACUCGAGGCCGAGGGACAAGUUGAUGAGUGCAUGAGAAACGCAGAGGAUUCCAAAAGUCGUCGGAGCGAUGAUCAGGAGGACGAAGCUGAGUACAUCGAAAAACUUCUCGCAGCCUUGGAACUCGAGCAGAACGAUGAGCAUUCCGAGCCAAGGCAGGACUCUUCUUCUUCUUCUUUACAACUUCCUUCUCCGCCUUCCCGGCUGCAAGAGUCGCCAAACCCGUCAGACCCUGAUGCCCCUUCAUACGAGGACAGCGAUCUGGAAGCUCGCUUUUCCAAGCUUGCCAUGGAUGGCCUCGACUUGCCAUCGACGCCCACAAACAAACCCUCGGCGACAAACCCCGCAUCACUCCAAUCGAAAUCAAAGUCAAACUUGCCUACGUACACAGAUCAAGACGUUGAGUCAUGGUGCUGCAUCUGCAAUGAAGACGGCGAGGUACGAUGUCUUGGAUGCGACAAUGACAUCUACUGCCAGAGCUGCUAUACGGAUGGUCACGGCACUGGUCCGGGGCAGGAAAGAGGCCAUAAAGCCGUGCAGUACAACCGCAAGCCGCCUGCAGCCCGAGUUCUCGACCCUUGA
This is a messenger RNA of Pseudocercospora fijiensis CIRAD86, 1644 nucleotides long. RefSeq lists its product as uncharacterized. Bases 31 to 1644 code for a protein of 537 amino acids. The transcript has 4 exons. NCBI's taxonomy places the organism in Eukaryota, Fungi, Ascomycota, Dothideomycetes, Mycosphaerellales, Mycosphaerellaceae. The record is from RefSeq and is a predicted model, not a curated record.